AUGUCCGUCUCAUGGGGAUAUACACAAACGAAUGGACCACAGAAAUGGCCGGAAAUGUUUCCGCAGGCUCGCGGACAACGCCAGUCACCGGUCGAUAUCGUUACCACCAAAACCCAAAACUCGGGUGAUCUGCAGGAGAAUCCGUUGCGCUGGACGUACGUGCCAGAGAACACGCGCAGUCUGGUCAAUCCUGGAUACUGCUGGCGAGUGGAUGUGAACGGCAAGGGCUCAUUGCUGACCGGAGGACCGCUCAACAAGGAGCAGUUCAUACUGGAACAGUUCCACUGUCACUGGGGAUGUUCGGACUCGCGCGGAUCGGAGCAUACGGUUGAUGGAGAAUCGUUUGCCGGUGAGCUGCACCUGGUCCAUUGGAACCAGAGCAAGUACAAGAGCUUCGCCGAAGCCGCUGGCCAUCCCGAUGGUUUGGCGGUGUUGGGUGUGUUUUUGAAGGUUGGCAAGCCGCACCCGGAGCUGGAUAUUAUCGCUCGUUUGCUUCCGUUCAUCACUCACAAGGGCGAUCGCGUUACACUAAACAAGCCACUUGAUCCGGCACGGUUGUUACCGGAGGGCAAAGCUUACUGGACCUACUUGGGAUCUCUGACCACACCUCCGUGCUCGGAAUCUGUCACCUGGAUUCUGUUCAAGGAACCGAUCGAAGUUUCGCACGAGCAGCUGGAGCUGUUCCGCGAAAUGCGCUGCUACGAUGCUGCCGAGGAGUGUCCAUGUGAUGAAACGCUUAACAAGCAGUUCGAAUACGGCAAGGUGAUUAAUAAUUUCCGUCCGCCGCUGGAGCUAGGCAACCGUCAGCUGCGUGAAGUUGAUAGCUACUAA
Molecule: messenger RNA, 831 nt
Organism: Anopheles marshallii
Lineage: Eukaryota; Metazoa; Arthropoda; Insecta; Diptera; Culicidae
Gene: CAH1
Product: carbonic anhydrase
Exons: 4
Coding region: 1-831 (276 amino acids)
Cellular component (GO): cytoplasm
Molecular function (GO): zinc ion binding; carbonate dehydratase activity
Source: RefSeq, a predicted model, not a curated record